Molecule: messenger RNA, 2018 nt
Organism: Diabrotica virgifera virgifera (western corn rootworm)
Lineage: Eukaryota; Metazoa; Arthropoda; Insecta; Coleoptera; Chrysomelidae
Product: homeotic protein proboscipedia
Exons: 4
Coding region: 1-1695 (564 amino acids)
Biological process (GO): regulation of DNA-templated transcription
Molecular function (GO): DNA-binding transcription factor activity, RNA polymerase II-specific; DNA binding
Source: RefSeq, a predicted model, not a curated record
AUGCUUGUUUCAGAAAACGGUCUUCCACGGAGACUCAGAACAGCCUACACCAACACGCAAUUACUAGAGUUAGAAAAAGAAUUCCACUUCAAUAAAUACUUGUGUCGGCCGAGGAGGAUUGAAAUAGCAGCGUCCUUAGAUCUCACCGAACGACAGGUGAAAGUAUGGUUCCAAAAUAGACGAAUGAAACACAAACGACAAACGUUAGGAAAACAAGGAGAAGACGGCGACGACAAAGACUCGGUGACCAGCGAGGGUGGUAAAAGCGCUAAACUUUCUGACAAAUUUCUCGAGGAAGAAAUGUCAAAAAAGAGCUGCCAAGGUUGCGAGAUGCCUACAGCGGGUUUGUGUAAUUCUCACGAAGAAAUGUCAGACGUUUCAUCUACUAGAGGCAACAAUAACAACACACCCAGUGCUACGAACAAUAAUACCAAUUUUAAUAACAACAGUAAUGGUGCAAGCAGCAUCGGCAGUGCAGGUAGUUUCGAUAAACUCAUGAACGAAGAAGAUUCGAGAUCGAACGAAGGUAGCGGACCACAAACAUCUCCGAGGAUAUCCAAGAAGAACUCCUCAGCAAUACCGAACAACGUAGUGGUGAAAAUAGAGGGACGAAGAAACUCGCCCAAUUCAUGUGAUAGAAAAGUAGGAGUAAGAAAAAUUUCCCCAAGCCCUAGUCAUAGUAAAGACAUUGGUAUCGGUCUAAAUGAGAGUAUUUCUACGAAAUCGUCGCCGAAGAGCUCAUCGGGCACGCCUGGGAUACCGAGUGGACCUCUAAGUUUACCUACUAACAUGGUGUACCAGCAAAUUCCACGAUCAUCCCCUACUACUGCAACAGCAAUAGCUUCUGCUACUGUAACAAUCCAGAAUAUUCCUAACGCCAUUCCACCGUUCGCCUCUAGAGGUGCAUCUAGUACACACUUUCCUAAUCAGUACAACAUGAACAACAGCCAGCACGACUAUCGGACGGACAACAGAUCUAAACACUACCAGAUGUCGCAGAUGUACUCUGCAGAUAUGUACAACCAAGAACACGGCGGAAUGAAUGACGCACAUACCUACCAUCGAGGGCAGAAUCAUACUGGAACUAUGGGACAUGUUAAAUAUAAUAGCAGAAGGCAAGCUUACUCUGGAUACGCUAGCCAACAGCAGUACUACUAUAAUAAUCAGUCUAAUGUUGAAAAGUAUACGAUGGGACAGAAUAGUUACAAUCAAGGUUAUGGUGAACAUUCUGGCUACAAUCAUUAUGGUUAUGGCUACAAUAAUGAGAGUAAUGAAGCAGUCCAAAUGCAAAACUCUGUCCAACUAAACCAUGACCAUACUGCUAACUACUAUCCAACAGAAGCCGUGAUUCCGAAGGCGCAAAACCCAGCUGAGUACCAAGGCAAAGUUGGAUAUUACGAAAACAACUACACUUCAAACCACAUGCCUCCUGCUACAGGAGGUGGUACUGACCCCGCCUAUGGUAUGGGUACUGAAGUCUUUCCUGGUACUAAUAAUGGUACCACCGCAAUCAUGACGCCACCUGCGAGUGUUCCGACAGAAAACAAUGAGAAUUAUAACAAUUUUCAUCAGUUUUAUGCGGGGGAAUCCCAAACACAAGUUCCAGUUCCCGGUGAAAGUAGUAAUAGUUCUUCGGAUUUUAAUUUUUUAAGUAAUUUAGCGAACGAUUAUACUCCCGAAUAUUAUCAAAUCUGAUCAGUGCAAUUAAAGAAUGUACAGUUAGCUGUUAAUAUUUUUGAUUAUUGUUAAAGUUUAUUGGUUUUACUUAAAGUUUUCGUUGUUUAUUUCGUAAGUAAUUCCGUUUAUAUUUAAUAAUUUUGUUUAGAAGACAAUAUAGCAUGACAUUGAAUUAAUGAAUUAGUAAUACGUAGCUGGUCUCAAGGCAAUUGACUUUUUAACAAUCAAAACUUAUGUCUCAAAGUUAUGUAUUGUUCCAAUGCAGUAAAUUCCACUUUCACAUAAAAGACUAAUAUCAUAAGUAAUGAGGAGUAAUCACUGUCAUAAGUAAUAGGGAGUUU